This is a messenger RNA of Anolis carolinensis (green anole), 2428 nucleotides long. RefSeq names its product epidermal differentiation-specific protein. Gene Ontology annotation, biological process: lens development in camera-type eye; visual perception. Gene Ontology annotation, molecular function: structural constituent of eye lens. The coding region runs from base 63 to 1202 and encodes 379 amino acids. NCBI's taxonomy places the organism in Eukaryota, Metazoa, Chordata, Lepidosauria, Squamata, Anolidae. The transcript has a single exon. The record is from RefSeq and is a predicted model, not a curated record.
UAGGCCUGGGGCAACUUUGGAUUCCAACUUUCUUUGGAAGAAGCUUCUAGAGAAGCAAAGCCAUGUCCUCACAAACGUCCUGCAUGAACAAGAUCAUUGUAUAUGACAAAGCCAACUUUGAAGGGCUUAGCAAAGAGUUCACUUGCGACAUACCUGACCUGCACGCGUUGGAUUUUGGGGAUUGCAUCUCCUCUCUGAGGGUGAUUGGGCAGCCUUGGGUGGCUUACAAAUCCCCCAAGUUUGGAGGAGAUGGUUUUGCUUUUGAGGAAGGGAAUUACAGUGAAAUUGACACGAACAAUAAAAUCUCAUCCCUUCGGCUGGUUCACCAUGACCUCUCUGAGCCCUUGAUCACCCUGUAUGAGCGUCCUAACUAUGAGGGCCAACGAAAGGUGGUGCAAGAGGAGACCAACCUUGCUUAUGGUUACUUCAACGAUUGCGUCUCCUCCCAUGCGGUGCAAAGGGGAGUGUGGCUCUUGUACAAAAACUCCAACCGGGGUGGAUGGUAUCACGUCGCCUGGCCUGGGGAGCGCAUUUGUGACUACAAAACAGAGCUCAACUUUGAUGACAGUGUCUCCCACCUGAGGCCCCUACAGCCUGGGUGCCCCAUCAUCACCACAAAGCUAUUUUGGGACAAGAAAAAGGUGGAGGAUGAGAGGGAUGUCCUGAUCGAUGAGAUUGUGGGAACCAACUGUACCGAAUAUGAGCAAGCAUUCACUGCAAACACCUGCAGGGAAUACACGGCCACCGUUUUCCAGAGCUUCCACUUCAGCAACACCACGACCCUAAAACUUGGCCUCUCGUUCCAGGUCACUUUGGGAGGUUCCAAUGUCUUUAAGGUGAAGAAGGGGAAGCAGGAAUCCAUCAUCACCAAAGAGAAGGUCGAGGUUCUGCUACCUGCUAAGAUCCCGCCACACACUCAGCUUACUAUCCACGUGAUCAGGAAAGAGACCACGACCUCAGUCCCAGUGGAGCUCACUAUUUGUCAGAACGGGAAAGAAAGUAAAGAGCAAGCAGAAUAUCGGUGUGUUUCAGGGCGUACUAUCAGCACCCGAUAUACCAUGGUGCCCGUCUCAGCAGCAGAGGAAAAAUCUAAAUCUAAAGCUGUAAAAGAAGGAGAACAUUGCCCUACACAGCCCUCAGAGGUGGAUUUAAAGCCCGUCCUAUCUCAGUCUGGACAAGUAACAUCAGAGGAGACAUCCUAAGCCAUGGAGAAGACUUGAGUUAGGGCUGCUUCCAGACUGUAUUAACUGAUGAAAGAAAGGAACGCAAUAUUUUGGGUUAGAUACAGUGAUACUUUCUGGGAUUUCAAGGUUAGAUGUUAGACCAGGGAUGGGUGACUUGGAGCCAUCCAGAUGUUUUACGAUUGCAAUUCCCAAUCACUUGGGUUAGCAUCAUUAAUAAUUAUGGGGGGUGCUGUCCAACAACAUCUGAAGGGCCAUACAUUGCCCAUCCCUGCUUUGGGGAUAGUAUUUCAAGGGAGUAAGUUAUUAUGAUAGUUAAGAUGAUAAUUUCAGGGUUGUUGUGUGUUUUCCGGGCUGUAUAGCCAUGUUCCAGAAGUAUUUCUGGAACAUGGCCAUACAGCCCAGAAAAUACACAAUUACCCUGUGAUUCCGGCCAUGAAAGCCUUGAACAACAUGAUAGUUUCCAUUUGAAAAUGUGAGUCUCCUCAAGAAUGAAGGGAUCUCAACAAAUUAGCUACAAAAACAAUAACGCAUCUAAUCACCUUCAUCCUAAAUAAUUCCUGUUGUCUUAUGAUAUGGUCAAGAAAAGCUCUAUAUAGGUACAAGAUUAGUUCAGGCCUUCCAGGCUUUAUGGUACCUAUCACAGCUAUCCAGGACAAAUAUCCCGGUGAAGGGAGGGAUUUUUGGAUUAUGCUCAGGUGGUCAGAGGUCCAGAGAAUGUGAAUAAAUUAGUUUCUUUAGUUAGCAAACAAACCCAAACCUGGAGUUGUGGUUUAGUCCAGUUGUUCCUCAUUAAAGGUGCCCCUGCCAUCUCAGAUGUUCAUAUUUUAUUUUAUUGUGUAAUGAAAGUUUCUGCUUUUGUUUCUUAAAAACUCUAGUUUUCAUGGUAUGGGAAUAUUGGUCUCCUUUACCCCUUGUAGUACAGUACAUUGCUGUCAACACAAUAAAAAUACACCUUCGUAUCCAUUAGUUCUUGCUCCACUGUGACAAUCCGGCCACCACCCCCAAAUUAUAAUUUAGUUGAUUGUGAAAAUGACAAGCAAUUGAGCUAAAAUCCAUAUGUCAUCUGGGCUUUAGUAAUUGGAUGAAUGACACGGGAAUUGGGAAAGAAAUGGGAUGACAGGUAAGGAUUGCUAAAAAGGUAGGGAGUGUCUCAGCUUGUUGAUAUUUGUUUUGCAAAGAGUUUCUAACUCUCGUGAUUGCAAUGAGAAGAAUACCCACAAUAUAUUGAUGACUUGUUAGUCAUA